GCUACGACGUGAUUGGCUGAAGGUCAAUGCGUACUUCGCUCGCGGACUGUCACGUCCUAGUCUAACCAUAUAUCUCGACUCGAGACGAUAAUUAUUAUCGCUCUCAAAACAAAUCUAAUUAUAACCUUUCAAUUGAUUACACAUAUACUGUCGUUCGGUGCCCGUUUUGAGGAUGGCCGAGAGCGAGGCAGACACGCCAAGCACCCCGAUAGAGUUUGAGAGCAAAUACUUCGAGUUUGAUGGAGUACGACUUCCACCCUUCUGCAGAGGAAAGAUGGAGGAGAUCGCCAACUUCUCCCUCAGAAGUAGCGACAUAUGGAUUGUCACGUAUCCCAAGUCAGGUACCAGUCUACUUCAGGAGGUGGUGUAUCUGGUGAGUCAGGGGGCGGACCCAGAUGAGAUUGGUCUGAUGAAUAUCGAUGAGCAGCUUCCUGUUCUGGAGUACCCUCAGCCUGGCCUAGACAUCAUACAGGAGUUGACAUCUCCUCGUCUGAUAAAAAGUCACCUGCCCUACCGCUUCCUGCCUACAGCCAUGCACAAUGGAGAGUCCAAGGUGAUCUACAUGGCGAGGAACCCUAAAGAUCUUGUGGUGUCUUACUACCAGUUCCACCGCUCCCUCAGAACCAUGAGCUACCGCGGAACCUUCCAGGAGUUCUGCAGACGCUUCAUGAACGACAAGCUGGGAUAUGGUUCCUGGUUUGAGCAUGUGCAGGAGUUCUGGGAGCAUCGCAUGGACUCAAACGUCCUCUUCCUGAAAUAUGAAGACAUGUACAAAGACCUGGGGACGUUGGUGGGGCAGCUGGCGAGGUUCCUGGGUGUCUCGUGUGACAAGGCCCAGCUGGAGACCAUGGUGGAGAGUUGCAACCAGCUCAUAGAGCAGUGCUGCAACUCAGAGGCCCUCUCCAUCUGCAGGGGUCGCGUGGGACUGUGGCAGGACAUCUUCACCGUGUCUAUGAAUGACAAGUUUGACACGGUGUAUAGACAGAAGAUGGGCAAGUCUGACCUGACCUUUGACUUCGGCCUGUGAGGACCGGACCGACGGACCACAACGACACGAACACGGACUACACUCCUCCUCCUGCUGCCUAAACACUGUACACUCCUCUGCCUCUCUUCAUCAAUCAAUCAAUCAAUCAAUCACGUAUUGGAUAUAAUGUAUAUAUCAAUCGCUCCACCGCCAAAGACUAUAGCUGUCAAUCAACCAACCAAUCAAUCACCCAAUAAAUUAGUCAGUCAACACACCAAUCAAUCAAUAUAAAGAUUGCAUCCUUAAAAAGCUCACAAAUAAAUUUUAGAUUUAUCAAUCAAUCGGUCAGUUUCUCAGCCAAUCAGCGAGAUCCUGUUUUAGCCCAAUGUGGCACAGAUCCCAUCCCCCACCCCCAUCUAUGUCCCCCCUCUCCGCCCAUCAUUCCAUUCUUCUUCAGUAUGUACCGCUGUGUAUGUAUACCAGUGCUCUUUAGCGAGUUGUGUAUGUGGCAGUGGCCCCAAACCUGAGGGAAACGCAUGGAAGUUUGUGGCGCCGUCGCCAAACCAAUACAGAGGAAGCUUCCACAUCUCGUUCAACACUUAACGUUGAGACAGUGUUAUGUUUUUUAAACGCUGUAUGAAUGCUAUGGUGGGGAAUCUUAAGUCCAGCUCAGAGUCAAGUAUAGAAACCCCCCAUGACUGCCCUUUGAUACAGAGCAAGUGUUCAGUUUUGGCUGUAUCCAGGUCAGUUCCUAUUUGACCUAGUCCUUCAUUUUAGCACACGUUUUUCACUUUCAGUACAUUACAUAGCUUGUUUGUUACAAAAAGGCUUUCAAUGGGCAUUAGCUUAAUCAGCACUAGACUUUUUGUAACAGCCUUUCUUGCUGAAGUGAAUGGGGAUGUGUGUGUGUGUGUGUGUGUGUGUGUGUGUGUGUGUGUGUGUGUGUGUGUGUGUGUGUGUGUGUGUGUGUGUGUGUGUGUGUACAUGCUCGUGUGUGAGCAAAAUCACAAAAACAACACAUCACAACUGCCUUUCAUAUCAGUUCUGUUUGUUCAUGCUGCUAAAGUGAUGCCUUUCUCUGUCCUCAGACCCAUAGCCACCUAUAGAGUUAAUGUACUACACUGAGACAACAGAGUAUCCCUCCAUGUUACCAGCAUUCUCUGUGUGCUAUCCCCCAAGUACAUGUCCCUUCAGACUGGAUCCAAAGUUGGAUGGAUGGAUGUAUUCAUCCCUCCCCAAAGGUUAGGCAUCAAAACAUAAUCGCCCUCUGUUUGUCAUCAGAGCCCCCUUUCUCUUCUAUUGCUUACAUCUCUUUCUCUUCCUCCUCCUCCUCUCUGCUUUAAAUGCCCUCAGACAGACCAGUAGACCCUCCCCUCCCAACCCCUCUGCUCUGCUGGACACUUGUGAAUGUGUUUAUUGAUGUGGAUGUAACAAUCUCAACAGACCCCUCCCACAGGCUCAGUUCUCUGCUUUAGGACUUCCCUCUUUCACUUUCUCACACUCUGGCUGUCUCUCUCUUUUUCUCUCUCUCUCUCUCUGUGUUUCUCUCUCUCUCUCUCUCUGUUUCUCUCUCUCUCUCUGUUUCUCUCUCUGUCUCUCUGUUU
Messenger RNA from Oncorhynchus mykiss (rainbow trout), 2571 nucleotides. RefSeq names its product sulfotransferase family 4A, member 1 (gene sult4a1). Gene Ontology annotation, molecular function: sulfotransferase activity. The record is from RefSeq and is a predicted model, not a curated record. NCBI's taxonomy places the organism in Eukaryota, Metazoa, Chordata, Actinopteri, Salmoniformes, Salmonidae.